AUGAGUAAUAUUAGCACUGAUAGUUCUCAAGUUGAUCCUGGAAUAUCAUAUCGAUAUAAACGACUUAUGAAUCACGGCGAUGAUUUUAUCGAUGAAAAUGACACCAGAGUGGUUUAUCCACCAAAAAAACCGGGUUCUUCAAGUGCCGACAACAAUACUGGCCAAGAAGAACCGGACCCCAAUCAAAAUGAUACUUCCUUUUUAAAAGAUGUGGAAAAAAAUGCAAAAGUCACGUUUUUUGUUUAUUUUUCGGCAAUUGUUGUCGCCAUCGGUGGAUUUUUAUUUGGAUAUGAUACAGGGGUUAUAAGUAGUGCUAUGUUACUGAUUGAACAGGAUUUCUCAAUGACUGCUUUUGAGAAGGGAAUGCUGGUUGGAGCAACAACAAUCGGUGCAUUUUUCGGAGGAUUAGUGGCAGGUUUAAUGUCUGAUACAAUAGGUCGAAGAAUCACUUCAAUAAUUGCAGCAUUUAUUUUUAUUGGUGGUGCUUGUAUAAUGGCAUUUGCACACAACUACGCUUUUCUUGUGGUUGGGCGAGUGGUUGUUGGUCUUGGUGUAGGAUUAGCUUCAAUGGUUGUGCCAAUUUAUAUUAGCGAAAUUUCACCGAGAUAUUUUCGUGGACAGCUAGUUACACUUAAUGUCUUAUUAAUAACCGGUGGACAGGUUAUUGCUUAUUUAAUUGGAAUAGCUUUUAUUGAAACCGGGGAAGGAUGGCGUUGGAUGGUUGGUGUUUCGGCUUUUCCGGCUAUUAUCCAAUUGUUUGGAAUGGCAUUUGUCCCAGAAAGUCCACGAUAUUUAGUACGCAAUGCGAAACCAGAACAAGCAAAAAAUGUAUUACGAAGGAUAUAUCCAAAUGCACCACAGACUUUUCUAGAUGAAGAAAUUGCUGCAAUCCAAGACACUCUUGUUGAAGUAACAACUAGCUCUUAUGCUGAGCUCUUUCGAUAUCCAAAUACGCGUCCGAUGAUUAUCGCGUGUGGAUUACAGGCUAUUCAACAGCUCUCUGGCUUUGAUACGGCAAUGUAUUAUGCGGGUACUAUUAUGAAAAUGGCGGGAUUCACAACAAUUAAAAGUGCCACCAUUUUUGCGGUUUUAGUUGCUUUAACGAAUUUUCUUAUGACCGCCAUAGCACUCUACAUAAUUGACAAAGUCGGAAGACGUCGAAUUCUUCUUUACACCAUGAUCGGAAUGAUAGCUGGACUAUUAAUCUUGGGAAUUUCAUUUAUUUACAUUACGGGGUUCGUGAGUCGACAAGAUGAAUGUAUUGAUUACGGAAGUCGAUGUGGCCCAUGCUUGAAUGAUCAUCGAUGCAUGUUCAAAUUACCAGAGAAAGUUUGUGUUGCUAGACCGCCUACACAUCAUCUUGCCACAUCAGAGAACUAUGGGACUUGUCCCGAUGAGGGUCAAUUUGGCACUUAUUUAGCGUUGAUGAGUUUGGCUACAUAUGCCUUAGGAUUAGGUCAUUGUCCAUGGUUAAUUCAAAGUGAAUUGUUUCCAUUGAAUAUUCGUGGACGCGCAACUGGAAUUGCAACAGCCACAAAUUGGAUAUGCAACUUGGUGGUUGCCGUUUCUUUUUUGCCGUUAACCGAGUUGAUAACGACGACAGGCACUUUCUGGGUGUACGCGUUAAUCAUGACCCUCGGCUGGAUUUUUGUUUUUAAAUUCGUCCCAGAAACGGCAGGAAAGUCUCUUGAAGAAGUUCAAACGAUAUUUGAGUGA
Molecule: messenger RNA, 1716 nt
Organism: Ambispora leptoticha
Lineage: Eukaryota; Fungi; Glomeromycota; Glomeromycetes; Archaeosporales; Ambisporaceae
Source: the annotation of a GenBank genome assembly